Molecule: messenger RNA, 7878 nt
Organism: Chlamydomonas reinhardtii
Lineage: Eukaryota; Viridiplantae; Chlorophyta; Chlorophyceae; Chlamydomonadales; Chlamydomonadaceae
Exons: 9
Coding region: 169-7056 (2295 amino acids)
Source: RefSeq, a predicted model, not a curated record
GUCUAGAUAACAAGCUUUCCACAGGUUGCGGAGAAAAUGCGCCUAGUUGCUGCAGAUACUUGAGGGCCUCGCCGCGACCACAGGACAAGAGCCGCACUAUUUAGUGGAUAUGGCAUCGAUCUGGCCACAGGCUCUUGGGCUUGCCUAGGGGGAGCAAAGGCGGGAGCGAUGCCCUCCGCGCUGGGCUUCAUUAUUGAGGAGACGGGGCCGAACAGUGUGGAGGUGUUUGCCUUGUCACACGGCGAUGGCUCUCGCCCGUCUCUAGUCACACUGGUGGAGGCACUGCCCCACACCGCGUCACACGUGCGCUUCCGGGGACUUGAAUGCAUGCCACAGGACGCUCUGCAUGCGCUGCUGGGACGUUGCCUGCACCUAGCCGCGCUGGCGCUACCGGCUCGGGAGCUGCCUAGCAGCUGCCCGCUGGGUGCGGCGGAGCAGCGGGCGCCAGCGGAGCUCGUGGCGGCGCGGCUCAGUCGGCUGCCUGGGGCCUGGGCGCUGCAGCAGCUGCCGUGCAGCCUCACCGAGCUCAGCCUGACACACUGCGGGUGGAUUCACCCAAACUCCCUGGUCCACUUGCGCGGCCUGACCGCACUGACCCGCCUGAGCCUGCGCGGUGUGCGGGUACCGCCGCCGCCUGCGGCCGAACACCCACAGCGGCUGGGAGCAGCAGGCCUGCCUGGGGUUCAGGUAUCAGGGCUGGAUGCGUCUGGCGAAGAGGUGUGCCGGUCUGCGGCAAGCGGCAGUGGAAGCCAGGCAGGCCCUGCAUCAGCAGCAGCAACCGCAGCAGAAGCAGCUACAGCAGGGGCUAGCAGCAACCCUCACGAACUGGGAGCGACGUGCCCCGUUGCAGCGGCCAUGGAGCACUGGACGCGACUUUCCAGGCUUCAGGACUUGGAGCUGAUUGGGGAGGCGGGUGGCACGGCGGCGCCGGAGAGCACCGGCUGCGGCAGUGGCGGCAGUGGCGGCGCCUGGGAUGCGCUCCUGCCGGCGUUCUUGCCGUGCCUCGAGUCCCUCACACGCCUGGCCUUCCACCCGCCCAGCCUAGACUCCGCCGCACACGCCCUAGCGCCGCUGUCACUGUGCGUGUCUCUGCGGAGGCUGGAGCUGAGCAGCUGCGCUAGCGGCGGCAGUAGCGGUUCCGCCAGUGGCGGUGGCAGCAGCAGGAGCGGCGGCAGUAGCAGCAGUGGCAAUGGCAGUAGCCGCGGCCUGGUGCUGGACGAGCACGCGUGGCGCGCGCUGGCGGCGGCUCCGGUGCUUGAGGAGCUCCUGGUCGGGCAGUGCGAGGGGCAGGACGUGGGGAGAGCUCUGGGGCUGGCCUCUCGCGGCUUUGGUGCCGGUGACAACACGGCCGCUAGCGUCGGCGCCGCCGCCGCGGCGCUUGCGCUCUGGAACGCCGGCAGUGCCCGCGCCGGCGUGGGCAGGGCGGGCCGCACCGGCAGCGACGGCGGCGGCGGUGCUGGCUUCUGGGGCGCUAUGGGCGCUGCAGCGGGUGCUGAGGGCGGCGCGGGGGCAUGGUCGGGGUCUCGUGUCUGGAGCAACCAGUGGGCGGACAGCGAAUGGGGCGACGAGGGCGGCGGCGGCGCCGCCGCCGGCAGCGCAUGGGGUGGCGGGCAGGCAGCUGGCGGCCUGGAGGGCGGCGGGUGGCGGGCCGCAGCCGGCAUGGCGGGCGCCUCGCGGCCGCUGAGCGUGACGCCGGAGGGAAGCCCGCGCCGCCGCGAUGGCGGCUGUCCAACUACAGCUGCCGGUGCCGGGUGGGCGACGGGCGCUGGGGGCAGCAGCGGCGCGGGUUCCGGGAACUGGGCCCAGGCAGCGGCGGCACUGGCGACGGCGGCGCCCGCCAUUCCGGCCAAUGCGACCUGGGCGGCAGCGGGCGCAGGACUCACAUCGCAUGCGUUGGUGGAGGAGGUGGAGGAGGCCACGGCGCGGCCGCACGGCUUGGUCGCCGGGCGCCGUGGCUCUGCUGGCGAUGAUGAAAAUGACAACAGUUAUCCGCUCAGCACACCGGGUUGCGGCCAGUUGCCUAGCCGAGCGCACGCGCCCGGUGCUGUCCUCGGUGCUCGUCCGGCGACUUCCCACGCCGCUAGCGACAGGUGCAGCAGCGACGGCGAAGAGGGCAGCAGCCUGGGCCGGCCUCCCUCCAGCGCAGUCACCUCCUCACUGCACCGGGACGGCGACAAGGACCGAGGCAGAGACCGGGGCGAUCCUCCGGAGGCGUCAGCUGCAGCCAGCAUUAUGCACAGCAGCUACAGCCCGCCCAGCAGUAGCAGCCCCUGCAGCACCAGCCGCGCCGCCACCACGGUGCUCACGCGCGUCAGCGCGGGCGGCGAAGCGAUGCUCUCGGCGGCGCUGGCGCUCGCGCGAGGCGGCGAGCAUGCGGUGGCGAAGCCUGGCGCGCGGAGCGCGGGCGGCGGCGCCUCUGUGUCAGACGCACGGCGGCUGGAGUCGGAGGAUGGCGGCGGUGGCGGGGGUUGCAGCUGGUGCGGCAGUCUUGCGGCGCCGGACGAGCACGAGGCGCACAGUGAGGGACAUGAGCUGGACGGGCAUUCGGUCCAUGGAGAGGAGGCGCAGCAGGAGGAGGCCGCCGACGGGCCGGCAGCGUCAUGUCAGUCGGAUGGCCAGGAGGCCACAGCGUCCGACGGCGAGGAGGAAGUGGAUGUGACACAGGCUUCUGCGGCGCGGCCCAUUGUCCGGCCGCUGCAGCGUGGCGGCGCCAACAGCACAGGUGGCAUGCCGCUGCUCCCGCGCAGCGCCGGCAGUUCAGCCGGCCUGCAGGCACAGGUGGGCGCGAUGCGGCAGCGCUUCGGCAGUAGCAGCGGCCUUUGCUGCAGCCCUGGCGGCGACGCCGCAGUCGUGGCGGCGGCGCUGAGCGCGGCGGCGGCGUUCCGCGCGUCGCUACAGGUCUCGGGCGCCGCCAGCCCUGUCAGCGGCGGCGCCGCCGCGGCGGCGUCAGCUGCUGGCGUUAACAGCGGCAGCGGCGGCAAUGGCAGUGGCGGCAGUAGCGGUGCAACGGCUGCAGCUCCGGCCGACCUGUUGGCUGCCUCGACUGCGGCGGCGACGGCGGCAGCUGUGGCGGCGGCAUGGGACGCCGCCGAUGCUGCAGCCGCCGCGGCUGGCUGGGUUAGGAGUACGGGCUGCGGUGUACCUGGACGCAGGGCUCCCACCAUAGCCGCGGCACCGGCCUCCCCUGCCACUGCCGUACAGGGUACUCCAGCGCAUGCGCCCUGUGUGGCACCGGCCCGGGUGCCCGACCCGUCCGUGUCCAUCCCCGCUGGCGCCGGCCUGGGCGGCACGCAAAGCGGCGCGCUUCAGCGCUGUUUGCUGGACGCGGGCAGCUGCGGUGAUGACAGCGGCACUGCAGCAGCCACCAAUCAUCUGGAGCAGGAGGAGGAGCAGGAGGCGGAUGCUGCGGAGUUGGGGCCGGCGGUGGAUGAGGAAGACGCGCUCUGCCGGCAGCUGCUAGAUUUGCAACAACAAGGCGGUGAGGAUGAUUCGGCCAUGGGCGGUUGCGGCGACGACGCGCACGGCAUGGGCAGGCAUGCCGGCGCGGCAGCAGCCGAGGAGCGGGGCUACGAGGCAGCAAUGCGCGCCAUAAGCCUCGGCGACCAAGGGCGCAGCAGCCUGGCGGGUUGGCGGAUGCCCGCCGGACCCGAGGAAGCCGAAGACGCGCGCCUGGCAGCAGCAGCCGCUGCGGCCUGCAGGUUUGCCGACGCCGCGAGCGAAGGCACCCGGAGCGCGGCUGGUGCCUGUCCAAGUGGUUCCUUCCCAGGGCAAGCGGACCAACUGCCGGGCUUGGGCGCCGGGCUUGCGCGCCGGACCCAUGCCGGCAACCUCACCGCAAGCGCAGGCGCCAAGUCUGCCGGGGCAGAUGUGCCGGCGCCGCUCCCGCCCCUGGAUUUCACGCCCUUUGCCGCGCUGACGCGGCUGUCGCUCCUGCGCCUGGCGGACGGCUGUGCGGUGGCGUUGAGCGGCUGCUGGCAGCUGCAGCUGCGGCUGCGGACGCUGUCCGUCGCGGACUGCUCCGGCUUGGGUGACGUGGGGCUCAAGGCGCUGCCGAAGCUGCGGCACCUGCACCAGCUCAGCCUGCGCGGCCUGGCGCACACACACGACGGCGUGUUCAGCACCUGGACCGGACCCAGGCUGCUGGGUGCUGCAGGCGUGGGCGGCGUGGGCGGCGGCGCUGACGGCGGCGGGCUGGAUGAGCUCCGCAGCCUUGAGCUGGGCAUGUCACGGGCGGCGGCAUUAGCGCUGGCGGCGGCAGCAGACGCCGCCGCCGCCAAUGCCGCCGCUAAUGCCGCUGCCAAUGCCGGUACAAAUGCGGCGUGGAAUGCGGAACAAGGGCAUGUGUGCGCGGAUGCGACGGAUGGGAUGGGGCUUGGCGCUGUCUUCGGUUCUGGAUUCGGGUGUCGCAACCCGGAGCCGGUGGCCCCGGGCGUGUGGACCCCCGCGGCGGCGGGCUCUCCCGUCAGCGCCGGAGCAGCCAGCGGCACCGCCUCGGGCGCAGGGCCCGGCACCGUGGUAUCCGCAAAAGACGUCCAGGCGCCCACGGCCGCAACUGCGGCGUCUCUGGGCGCCAAGCGCCUGCGACGCCGUACACCCCCAGACCCUUUCGGCGGUCCCUCCUGCUGGGGCGGCCUGCUCGGCGGCUCGCGGGAUGCGCUGCCGCCCCCGCCGCCGUCACCGCCCCCGCCAGCACGCUCCUCCUCGCCCCCGCCGCCGCCGCUGCAGACACCGCCGCAACACCUAGCUGAGCAUGACGCCGCCGGCGCCGCCGCCGCUGCCGCCGCCGCCACCAACGACGAUGAUGACAUUGCCGCCGCCAUCGCAGCUGUGGCGGCGGCCGGCGGCUUCAGCAGUGACGACCAUGACGACGGCGGCAACGUGUUCCGGCGGCGGCGGGGCGCCGCCGCCGCCGGCCCGGUCCGCGGGGGCCACAGCUCCGCAUCCUCCUAUUCCGGCGCGGCCAUGUACAGCGGCUCCUCGCGUCGCUCCAGCCUGUGCGGCGCGCUGUCGGACUUGGGCGAGGAGGUGCGGCACCAGGGCCGCGACGCCGACCACAUGCGCCCCGCUGGCGGCGGCGGGCACGGCCAGGAACUGGGGCUGGGGGAGGAAGGGGAAGGGCUGGAGGAGUGGGACGGACUGGAGGAGGAGGGGCUCUCCUUUUGGGACUUCGAGGCCGCACAAGGGGGGCACGAUGGCGAGCAGGCGUCGGCAGCGGUUGGUGGCGACAUCGUGGCUGCUGGCGACGUCGUGGACGCAGAGCUGCAACGGCCAGGUGCAGCGGCGGGGCCGCAGGAGGCCACGGAGCAGCAGCAGUGCCAGCAGCAGCAGAAUCAGCUCCAUUCUGUAGCUGCACCCGCGCCAGCGGCAGUAGCAGGCGUUACUGGUUUGACCGCAAAGCCGUUCGCGACGGCUGCCAACGAUUACGCGGUGGGCGCUCUGGCGCUGUCACUGGGUGAGCAGCUGAUGGCGCAGCUGGCAAACCGCAAGCCGAAGCAGCAGAAGCCGCUGCUACAGCCGCUGCAGCAACAGACGUUGCUACAGCCGCCGCCGCAGCCGUCCGCGGCGCUGCUGCGGAUGGCGGCGGGCGGCGGCCAGCUGUGGGGCCGAUCGCGGGGCGGCUGUAGCACAGGUGGCCUGGGUGGCUGUAGCCCCGAUGGCGACAUGCCCGACCUCCUGCCUCCGGAUGCAACCGCAGCAGCAGGGCCAGGUGUGGGAGCUGCAGUGCAGCCCACGGCGCCGGCCCACGCCAGCGGCUGGAGUACGGCCGUCGCCGCCGCGGCGGCGGCCGCAGCGGCAACUGCAGUGUGCAUGCGCUCAGGCGCCGGACAGGGGGCCAGCAGCAGCGGCGGUGGCGGUUCGUCCGUUCCUGUGGCUGCUGCUGCUGCUACUGCAGCUACGGCCGGCCAGGGCCGUGGACGCGGCAGCAUCUACGGUGCGCUGCUGCACACGAGCAGCGCUGCCUCGGGCUCCCACGGCGCUGCUAGUCUGCCCGCCGGCACGUCCAUUGCCUCAACCGGAGGGAAGGCGCCGCCGGCCCCUGCCGCCGCCAGCGCGCACCCAGUCACUCCAACGGCAGGAGCCGCGUCACGGGUGGAUGCCAGGCCUGUCCAGGACAGCAGCAGCGGCGGCGGGGGUGACGGCGGUGGCAGCUCGCUGCGCCUGGCGCCGCGCCACUGCUGGCAGCUGGAUUCUCAGGAGGACUCAGCGGCAGUGCGUUGGGCGUCACCCAUGGCCCUCGCCCCAGGGCGCCGCUGCAGCGGAGGCGGAGCCGGCGGAGGCGCAGGCGGAAGCGGAGCAGGCGGAGGCGGAGCCGGAUCCGGAUCCGGAGCCGGCGGAGGCGGCGGAGCACUUCUUGGCGCGCGGAAUUUUCGCGCGGUAGUAACGCAAGCGAGUGCUGCAGCCGCAGCCGCAGCCGGGGCCGGAGCCGGAAGUCAGGCGGGCAGCAGCGACGCGGACGAUGAGGAGGAGACGGAGAUGCGUGGGGAAGGAGGCGCGGGUGUCGCUGCGGCUGGCGAGGGUGGGCGGGUGCACGGCGGUCGGCGCGGAGUUGCGGCUCUGCAGUCCGCCGCUACUGCCACCGUGGAUGCUGCGUCACGGGACGGUGUGCUGGGAGGCCGGCGGCGUGGCAGUGCCCUCUCCGAGGACUGGACCAUGAUUGAACUGGAGCCGCCGGAGCUUGCGGCGCCGGCAGGGCCGGUAGAGCCGGCCAUGUGUGACACAGGGCUGGCGGUGCUGCUGCAGACACUGCCGCGACUCACGGAGCUGCAUCUGCACCACAUGCCGCACCUCACGCCCGCUACCGUUGAGCAAGUGCUGUCGCGGCCCCGCCUGGCAGCCCUGGUGGUGGACGGCUGCCGGCAGCUCACAAGCGACGUGUGUGACCUGCUAGCAGUGAGCGCUCUGGACCUCACGUCCGGUGGUGGCGGCGGCACCGGCGGCGCCGCGGCAGGCGGCGAGGGCGGGCUGAAGCUGCGGCUGGUGCCGUGGGUGCCGCCAGCGCCGCCGCGACCGUCGGCGCCAGCCGUGAGCGUGCCGCGUGUAGGGACCAGGUUUUGAGUCGGGCUGGAUGAACCAGACGCGGCGCUGGGGCCAGUGCGGAGUGGAAACACGUACGAGUGCAAGUAGGAUAGUCGAGCAGUGAGAUCUUGAAGUGGUUGCCCAGGCUUCGUAUGUGCGUGCAGGCCCCAGGCUAGGCGGCAUGCGUAAGGAUAGGGUUCGCCCAGCCGUGCAGUGCGCGUCUCAACGCAGGUUGGCUCUCCACCAUGACUGGAGUUGCAGAUUAAUUGCCGCAAUGUGGUAGCAAAUUGUUGGCUGUCCACUGAAGUUGUACUUUGCGACAGAAGUGCCGGUACCAAGCGCCGCGCAUUUUUUGAAGCGUGGCCGUCCUUUGUAUAUUGAGAUAGCACGAACGCUGGUAGUACCAUGUUAAAGCCCAAUGUGCACGACCCGGCGGCUUGUCUGCACACGUCAUUGGAACGCGGACGAAGCGGCGGCGCAGAGAGCAAUAGCUUAAUGUUGUCACUUACUUUCAACCGAGGAGGGAAGGCAGAUAUGAGUGGGCUGUUGGGUUUGGAGGCGCUGCAGAGCGUGCGGCUGGCGCUUACAUGCACGCGCUUGUCAACAUACUCGUAUGUGGCAACCGGCCAACCGCACGUCACUGCAAGCAGAUGGCUGGGUUGUGAUAUGAAGGUGACAAGGCCAACCCGGUAGAUGAGCGUGUGUGUGUGUGUGUGUGUGUGUGUGUGUGUGUGUGUGUUUUGGGUAUCCGGAUAAAUGCACAGGAUGGUACAACGGCCUUUUGAAGGUGCUGGGCUGGAAUGAAGCAGGCCCUACAUCUGCUGGGCCGGCUACACAGACAGUCAGACUGUUAAGCAUGCA